Misgurnus anguillicaudatus (oriental weatherfish) is the source of this 4177-nucleotide messenger RNA. Lineage: Eukaryota; Metazoa; Chordata; Actinopteri; Cypriniformes; Cobitidae. The record is from RefSeq and is a predicted model, not a curated record.
UGAGAAUACUAAGCCAACUGAAGCAAACUAAAAUCACACAUUUUCCGCAUUCAUCUGAGUAACCCCUAAACACUUUUUUGUUGUUCACAUUUCCUAGCUACAGUUGUAAACAUGGCUUUGUAAAUUUAACUUUAUGUAAGCAAAAAAUAUUGAAAGAAAUGUCAAAUGCUGUCUCAUUUGUAAGUCGCUUUGGAUAAAAGCAUCUGUUAAAUAACUGUAUAUGUAGGUAGGAUAUACCUUACAGAAAGUACACUAGAACUGGAGAUGUGAACUGUGAGAUCUGCCAGAGCACAAUCAGCAUGGAGACUCAUGAAAGCAGCAGAUAUGUGGAGCUGCUGUUGAAGGAAGAGCUUGUGGCCGUGGCUGAAGGUUUGGAGCAGGGAAUUUACUGUUGGGAAGAAAUGGAUCUGCCUGAUUCAAACGGCUGUACUCCUCUUAUUAUCGCCUGCAGAAUGGGCCUUACUACGGUGAUGCAUUUUCUUCUGGAAAGUGGAGCAGAUGCUACACUCUGUAACCAUAGCAACCAGACAGCUCUUCAUGUUAGUCAGCCAAAGCUUCAGGAUGAGCUGUUAUUGGCUUUGAACAGAGAUUUACCCCAACAGAUGCAGCUCUCAGAUGCAGCCUGGAGGGGAGACCUCAGCAGUCUACAGGACCUGAUGGCCCAAACAGACAUGGUGGACUUGAAUAAACAGAACAGGGAUGGACUGACCCCUCUGAUGCUGGCUGUAAGAGAUGUGGAUUUGUUUGAAAGACUGCGGUUGCCAUGGAAAUAUCAGCCUGUGGAGGUGGUGAAGGAACUGUUGUCUCUUUCAGUUGACACAAAGAUCCUAGACAAAAGAAGUCACACUGCACUGUGGUAUGUCUCUCAGAUCACAAGCUCCAAAAAGGAGGAACUUCUCAGAAUAUUGAAUUCUGCAAUGCAAGAUGAAACAACGUUCACGUGUCUGGAGUGUUGUUGGCCAGGGAGUCCAGCCGUAUCCCCCAGCUCCUCUCCUACACGUGACUCUUGCACACCUGGGAUAAAGGGAGAAUCAACUAAGGCUGUCAUUGCCCAAAAUAACCUGACAGACAUCUACCAAGAUAACAGGAUUGGCAUUGAUGGUUUCAUGGAGCCAAAGAUAAACAUGGGAAAAGACAGUAAAGAUGAGGGGAAACGAAGCAGUCUGACAUCAUCCUUGCCCAGCCUAUGGUACAGCAGAAAAACCUGGGACAAAACAAGGCCCUUGCAUCCAUCCCUCAAAGAAACUUUCUCAAUACCUGUUUGUCCUGCUCCUCAAUUUACUCAGCUUAGUAAGUCGACACCAGCGCUGAUGGAACCUCUUCUUCAUGCCAGUAUGUUGUUGCAAGCACGGGCUAACAUAUAUAACAGGCUUAGAGGUGGUGAUACCGAAGAUGAUGUUAUUACACAAAAGAUUUCACUACCAACCUCAUUAAGGACACCUAAACAUCUAGCUCCUCUGGACAGAAGAUACAGGAAUGUCACUUGUCUUGCCAGUCUUGAGCACCCUCUGCCCUCAAAACCAACAAGCACAUUGCCUUUCUCAUCUGAGUCCAGACAUAAAGUGGAAAGGAUUUCCAUGCAGUCUUUCAGAAGAUCCAGAAGCACAAGAGCAGGCAGUGAGGAGAGUAAUUCCUACAGCAGUAGUAGCCAAGAAGAGGAAGAGAAUGUUCCUCAAGAGACAGACACAAUAUUUGAUGUCUUAGAGAAGUCAUUGAAUUUGGAACUAGGAUCCAAUUUGGAUUUUCAGCAAUUAAUUAGUUCUGUAAUUAUUAAUAACACAGAAAACACAAACAUUACAAUUUCAGAUGAUAGGAAAGAAGAUACGCCUAUCAGAUCGCCCAUUGUUAGGGAUUCCAAGAAUGAAAUGAUACUUGACUUAAACUCUGAUGGGUCCAGUUUUAUUGCAGAUGAGAAUUACCUCACUACUGUGAAUAUCAGUGUAGAUCAAAUUCUUCAUAAAAAGAGCAAACCAAUUAAGAUGAUCAAAAGAAAUGACAGAAAAGGCAAAACGUCUUUUCACACAAAUCAAUCAUUCAAUAUUCUGGCACGCAGAAAUCAGACUACUACUUCAAUCACCAAGAAUGGAAAGAAAUCACCAAUUCACUCAAAGGUAAAACUCAGAGAAAGUAAGUCCACAAGCCUGGGCAUUGUAGCAGAGACACCUUAUCAAACACAUUUGCCAACAGUGACACCUACAAUAUCGUGCAAAAAAACUACAGAUGACAUCUUAAUCACAAAGAGGGUAUCUGAACCCUAUCAACACACGAGGUUGAGUGUCAAUGACAAGAAAGUGAGUAAUAAUAUUCCAAACCAAUUUCCCAGAGAUCUGAGAAGCGCAGGACUACCCAAAAAGCCAGCUUUAGGAGUGCCACUGCGAGCAAAAUCUGCUGUGGAGCAUGUCACUUACAAUGACAUGUUUCUAAAGAUCAGUCAAGGAGAUGAAGGUCCAGAAAUUUAUGAAAUGUUCGCAACUCCAAUGUAUGAAAAUCUUAGAGCAGACAAUUCUUCUGAGCAAACCAAACCAGUCAAUACAUCACUUCAAGUUGAAAGACAAAUCAAUAGAAAAAGAGAUCAAAAAACAAUGGAAGUUAACAGAAGGAAACAAGCUCAAUCAGAAAGAUACAUCAGAACUAAAUGUAAGCAAAACAAGCGAAGAGACAAUGUUCCAAAACUGUCAAAGAAACAUAUUCCUUCUUCCGGAAAUAAAUGUCACAUUGUAACUUCUGAUUGCGAGGAAGAGGAAAAGCAGAAUAGCAAAAUGCCCUUUACUGGGGAUGAUGGGAAGGAAAUUUCUAGCUCAGUUAUUAAAAGACAAAACGGUUCCAUGCUGUCCAUCAUUGAAGAAGUACUUUCAAACACUGUGUCUAAAACAGAUAUUCUUCAACAACAUACCUCAGCCUCAACAUCUGAAUCGCAUCUCAUUAAACAUACAAAUCAUCAAGAGGCCCAGACUCCAGCAGAUUCAUGUUCCACAGGUAACCCUGAAUUAUCAAGUGUGACCAAACUCCCAGCACACCCUCUGAUCAAUACAUGGACAAGUGACAGUACGGUAUCACCUGUAUACCAGAGUUUCCUCGAUGAGGUGGGUAAUGAACCUCUUACAGAUGACUUGCUGCGGUCUUUGGCAGAGGGCUUAAUAUCACUGGAGAAAAGAGAUGACGAAACACCCGAGACUGAAUUUGAUGACGGCAAGGAGUUUAGUAAUAACUUACCAUCAAAAUUUAAGAAACUGUUAAAUGAGGGCAUUUCCUCCAGCGAAGUGCAUUAUACCAAGAGAUCAUGUUUGGAUGAUGCUGCUAUCACAUGGACAAAAGGAGAAGUUCUGGGAAAAGGAGCCUAUGGAACAGUGUAUUGUGGGUUAACCAGUCAAGGUCAGCUGAUUGCAGUCAAGCAGGUAGUACUGGACGCUUCAACUUCAGAAAUUGCAGAGAAAGAGUAUGAUCGUCUGGAGAGAGAGGUGGACCUUCUUAAGAACCUUCGGCACAGUAACAUCGUUGGUUUCCUGGGCACAGGUCUGUGUGAGAACAUUGUAAGCAUCUUCAUGGAGUAUGUUCCAGGCGGUUCCAUCUCUAGUAUACUGAGCCAGUUUGGGCCGUUGCCAGAAAAAGUAUUUGCAUUAUACACCCGACAGAUUCUAGAGGGGGUGGCCUAUCUUCACGCUAAUAGAGUCAUCCACAGGGAUCUGAAAGGGAACAACAUCAUGCUUAUGCCCACUGGAGUAGUCAAGCUAAUUGACUUUGGAUGCGCUCGCCGGAUCACCUGCUUAACUUUGAGUAAGAGUGACCUUUUGAAGUCUGUGCAUGGCACCCCAUACUGGAUGGCACCGGAGGUGAUCAAUGAGACAGGCCAUGGACGAAAAUCAGACAUUUGGAGCAUUGGCUGUACAGUGUUUGAAAUGGCCACAGGAAAGCCACCCCUUGCACACAUGGCCAAGAUGGCAGCACUUUUCUACAUUGGGGCUCGAAAAGGCUUGAUGCCUUGUCUGUCUGAUGACUUCUCUACAAACGCAAAGGGCUUUGUCCAGGCUUGCUUAACCAGAGAUCCAAGUCAACGGCCAUCUGCUGAGGAAUUGUUAAGGCAUCAAUUUGUCUCGCAUCACAGCCAAAUCUGCAAAAAGCCACUUAACUAGAAACAUCUCCAUUCAUUAAAGCAAAGGGUUACCUAGAAAAGUGACAA